Molecule: messenger RNA, 2463 nt
Organism: Maudiozyma saulgeensis
Lineage: Eukaryota; Fungi; Ascomycota; Saccharomycetes; Saccharomycetales; Saccharomycetaceae
Source: the annotation of a GenBank genome assembly
AUGGGUAAUUCAAAUUCCAAACCUUCGAGUAAGAGUAAGAAAUCGACUAAAAAGGGGAAAGAAAGUUCCUCGAGUUCACGUCCAUCCUUAAGUGCUAGAAGUUCACAUAAUCACAGUACAAGUACAAAAAGUCAUUCAACUGAGCAUGUUCCAACUAUUAUUAAUACGCCUGAAUCACCUUUGAAAUCAGGUGAAACAAUAAUGGAUACAACCAUUAAUAGCGGUAAUGAAUUAAUUUCUACAAAUUUAAAUAGUGGUGGUGGUAGUGAAUCUCAUAGUAGGUCCGGUAAACUUAGACCAACAACAUUAUCUCGUACAACAACAGGACAAUCAAAUAAAUCUUCAAGAUCAUUGAGAUCGAGGCGAUCGUUAAACAACAUGACUACAUCACCAUCCUCUAAUAUUGAUGCUGGUGAUAAUAAUUACACUAAUAAUAACCUGGGUUUACCUCAAAUAAAAAAACAGGUAUCAAAUAUCGAAACAAAAAACAAUAAUAAUUCAAUUUUACAACAACCAUCUUCAUCAUCAUCUACUUCACAUUCACAUUCACAUUCUCAUAGAAGAUCACACUCUCAACAUUUAUUUCAAUCAUUCCAUGGUAAUUCUUCACAUGAUACUUCUGAAGAUACAACUGCAGAUCAUAAUAAUCAUUUACAUCCAAGAUCUGGUAGACCUUCAAACGCUAACUCUAGACGAUCAAGUUUUAAUAAUAUGAGUGAUUUACCCCCGUCAAUGAUUCAAGUACAACCAAAACCUCCAAUUUUGAAAAAUAGUCAAUAUACGCAAUCAUCUCAUUCUUUCCAAUAUUAUGAAAAUGCUCUAACAGACGAUGAUAACGAAGAUAAUAAUAAUAAUAAUACGUCAUAUUCUGUUCAGACACCCGCUGGUGGUGAAAAAUCUUCAAGACAGGAAUCUAUGAGGCACAGUCAUUCUUCAAGGCCUUCUAGUAUUAAAAGUGGAGUCUCUUCAUCAUCAAGACAACGUCGGAAAUCUGAUAAUAAUAAUAAUAGCAAUGGUUCAAGAGUUCCUGAUUUUGUAAUAUCUGCAUCCCAGGGACAAUCUCGUUCAAAUUCAUUUGCUUCAUCGAUGCAUUCAAGAAAAUCUUCACAAGGUUCAAAUACAAAUACAGCGUACAGCACGCCUUUAAAUUCGCCUGGUGUUCAACAAUUAUUACAACAUAGUAAGAUGAGCGAUGAAUCACAGGAUUAUUUCGGAAGUGGUUCCAAUGUUGACGGUACAGGGUCCUCCAAUGGAACUCCACAUCAUCAUCGUCAUCAACAUCAUCGUUCCUCUUCUUCUGUAAAUAUUGAUAAUGGUAAUAUGGAUAAUCAAGCGAUGGAUGGGGAAGGUGUCAAUAAUUAUACAACUGCAUCAAAGAUGGAUCAAUACCCUGGCGGAAUGGAUACAUUUAAUACCCCUAUUGGAGACACUGAUGUAACAUCCAAUUUAGGUUUCAAUGGAGUAGUUGGUAAGAAAAAGAAAAUCUAUAAACCAAUUGAUAUAGAUGAAACCAUACAGAAACUGUUGGAUGCCGGCUAUGCAGCAAAGAGAACAAAAAAUGUAUGUUUGAAAAAUUCCGAAAUUGCACAAAUUUGUCAACAAGCUCGUGAAAUAUUCUUGUCCCAACCAUCAUUAUUAGAAUUAUCACCACCGGUGAAAAUUGUUGGUGAUGUACAUGGCCAAUAUGGUGAUUUAUUAAGAUUAUUUACCAAAUGUGGGUUCCCACCUCAAUCAAAUUACUUAUUUUUAGGUGAUUAUGUCGAUCGUGGGAAACAAUCUCUUGAAACAAUCCUUUUAUUAUUAUGUUAUAAGAUCAAAUACCCUGAAAAUUUCUUUGUUCUGAGAGGGAAUCAUGAAUGCGCUAAUGUCACCAGAGUUUAUGGUUUUUAUGAUGAAUGUAAGAGACGUUGUAACAUCAAGACUUGGAAAGUAUUUAUCGAUACAUUUAAUACUUUACCAUUGGCAGCAAUUGUUGCAGGUAAAAUCUUCUGUGUGCAUGGGGGUUUAUCUCCAGUUUUAAACUCCAUGGAUGAAAUUAGACACGUCAGUAGACCCACAGAUGUUCCUGAUUUUGGUUUGAUUAAUGAUUUGUUAUGGUCUGACCCAACAGAUUCGCCAAAUGAAUGGGAAGAUAAUGAACGUGGGGUUAGUUACUGUUACAAUAAGGUUGCCAUUAACAAAUUUUUAAACAAAUUCGGAUUUGAUCUUGUGUGUCGUGCACAUAUGGUUGUUGAAGACGGUUACGAAUUCUUUAAUGAUCGAAGUUUAGUGACAGUUUUCUCAGCACCGAAUUACUGUGGUGAGUUCGAUAAUUGGGGUGCAGUAAUGAGUGUCAGUGACGGUUUAUUAUGUUCUUUUGAAUUAUUGGAUCCUCUGGACAGUGCUGCAUUGAAACAAGUGAUGAAGAAAGGAAGACAAGAAAGAAAAGUGGCAAAUCAACAACAAUUACUUGAUCAAAGAUAA